Messenger RNA from Fopius arisanus, 2725 nucleotides. RefSeq lists its product as uncharacterized. The record is from RefSeq and is a predicted model, not a curated record. The coding region runs from base 235 to 2370 and encodes 711 amino acids. Gene Ontology annotation, cellular component: centriole. The transcript is spliced from 5 exons. Gene Ontology annotation, biological process: ciliary basal body organization; negative regulation of centriole elongation; centriole replication. Gene Ontology annotation, molecular function: protein binding. NCBI's taxonomy places the organism in Eukaryota, Metazoa, Arthropoda, Insecta, Hymenoptera, Braconidae.
AGCCGCCGCUACGACAAUCGCUGUUUAACCUUCGUCAUAAGCGUUGCUGAUCUCCUCUAUAAUCUCUGCUCUUGGUGCUUCAGUUCGUGAUGAUGCUUGUUUGUUAUUCUUAACCUAAAAUAGACAAAAAUUUUUAGUCUGAAAUCGGUGUUUUGAGAGAGAUUUUAGGGAAGAAUGAGAAAAAGUUGAGGUAGUGGAGUUUCGUGGGGAUUUGUAAAAAUUUGGAACGAAAUUAUGGAGUACACCAGCUGCAUCAGGAUCAGGGGGGUUCCAAUUCUCCCGCCUUUGAUGACAGAAGAAUUGCGUUCGGAGAUGACGUACUAUAAGCAAUUGGCCCUCUCCCUGGAAGAGAAACUCUCACGUCAACGUCUGACCCCCGAGAAUUCCCCUGAGACCCUGAAAACCUCUUCAACCCCGAGAAUCUCUCGAAAGUCCUCGAAAACCUGGUCGAAAACCGAGGAGACGCUCUCCGAUGAUGAGACAACUCUCACGAAGUCCACGGACUUGAAUAAAUACCUGGUGCACCAUUCGGACACCUCCGAGACGUCCUCGGAGCCCUCAAAGCCGCGGAUUCCCACGUCCCUGGAUAUAAUUCCAAUAACUCUAGAGUCCCUGAAGAAAUCCAAGUCGUCUUCGAGCAUUCAGAACAUCCAGGAGCCCAGAAAACUCGUCAGACAGGGCUCUUACACCCUAGACACACCAUCUCCAAUGCUUCUAGCUCACAUUGAGUUGAAUAGACCCCCCUACGUCCCCACGGCCUCCAGGAACCUCCAGGAAUCCCCGAAGAAGAGGCAGUGGGGGGUCAGUGCUCCGAGAAAUGAGUGGAAGUGUCAGGAUGAGGCGGAAAAUCCUUGUGACACCUCCGGAACACCUCGGAGGGUCAACGGAUCUUUGGAGUCCAUUCAUUCCCAGUUUUCCUCUACGGCGAAGACUUUCAGACUUUUGGAGAGGUCCAAGUCCAGUAAUGAAGUUAAAACUCGGAAUUUCGAUGAUAAAAAUCGAAAUUCAAAUGAAAGAAAUCGAAGUUUAACUAGGAGACAAUCGAAUCCUGAUAAAAAUUUCUCAAAUUCAUCAGGAAAUCGGAAUUUCGAGUGUCAAAAUCAAAGUAUUAGCUCUCAUAAUCGAAAUUUAGAUAAAGAGAAUGAAAAUCUCAGGAAAUCGUCAAAUUCUGAGAAAAUUCAAAAUCUAAAUCAUAUUGAUAAGAAUCAGAAUUCAGGGACAAAUACGAGUCAAAUAAUCGAAAAGAAUUUUGAGGCAACCAAUCGAAACCUGUCAGAGCAGAAUCGAAAUUUCGAUAGGAAAAAUCGUAACGUGGAGUCAAAGGAGUUUUGCUUUGGAGAUAAGAAGCUGGGGGGAUCCCUGGGGGAUUUAUUGAACGGUUCGUCUGAGAUGCAGAGUCAGGAGCCUGACGAGAGGAUGACGAAGAGUCUGGACACUACUGAUUUCGAAGCGGGAACUUCAGAGAGACUUCUGGGGGUUUUUAGGGAGAUCCAGAGGACUCACGACAGGCAGAUGGCGGAUUUGAUCGAGCGCCAGCAACGAGAGCAGGCAUUUAUGCAGCAAGCGUUUGAAAAGCAGCAGCUGAUGCUCCUGGAGCAGAUCGACAGGAGUUUUCCUGGGAUUUCGAUCAUGGAGCUGGUGAAGAGGGUCGAGGGUGAGAGGAAGUGGAGGAACGAGGAUUUUUCGAGCUCCUUCGAUUCUGACGGGAGUGUGAGCAUCAAUAUGGGGGAGAGCGGCCUUGAGGUGAGUCCUGAGAGCAAGAUCAAGGCCGUCAGCCGACAACUCUUCCCCCUGGAAGCGCAGAUCCAGAGAAUGCCGUUGAUCAAUGGGAGACAUUACGAUCAGAGACAUGUACAAGCAGCAACAGUGAUAAAUGCCUAUGCUCGUGGCUUUCUGGUUCGUAGAAUGAUGAAAACAGAGCAAAUAAUUGCAUUGAAAAAUACUUACAGAGAGGCACUCCACUGUAUGUUAAAAUUGACAAUAGAUGCACCAUUAGAACUGCCAGAGUUGAAUUUUCACAAGCGUUUGCAACUCCAGUGUGACGCUGCAUCGAUGAAUAUCGUUGAAUUAUUUUCACAGAGUUCUUCCAAGAGAAUGGAAAUUAUAGGGCACGAUAGGCAGAUUAAGAAAGCGAGGAUGGAGCGUCCCUCCUCAGCCAGGUCGUCCAUGUCCUUUGCCACGCAGAGAACACUAGCCAGAAAGAAAUUGAAAGAAUUAGGAAUUUUUCAACUGCCAGAGACUCACAGCACCUCGAGGAGUAGAUGUCAGACGUGGACAUCGAAUAAUCGAGAUAAAAAAUCACCAGGAAUUGUCUACAGAGGUAUAAAGAGAAGCACAAGUGCUGGUGCUGUCCGGAAACCCUGGAGAUAAGCCGUUGAAGUGCCUUAGACUGAUAAAAACGAUAAGUUUAAUAUCGAAUUUACGUUGAUUCUGUAACAAAAGCUUUUAUAUCAUUGAGAUGACCAUCCAGUGCCUAAGAAAUCCAAAGGAAAAAGUUUCCUGGCGAGGGAAUUGAAGAGAGGAAUCUUUUUUUCAUGGCCAGGCGCCAGAUAAUAAUUUUUUAUUGAUUAAGUAAGUUUUUUUUCUAUGAAAUAUUUAAUGUCCUGUGAUAAAAGGAUGUCAUAAAAUACUCAGACAUCAUCGUCACUCUUCCUCAUUUAAUUUCAUUAAGCAUUAAUAAUUUUCUUACAUUUGUAUUGAGUGGAAAUUGUUUCCAUUUUUUCAA